AUGACCAGCAGGUGCAUCCUCCAAACCGCUCUCCUGGUGUACUUCUCCACCACAGUUCUCGCCGUGAACUACGACUUGCUUCGAUUCCAACUAAGCAGCAGCAGUGUGGAGUGCCAGAACCUCCUUCUGCAGUUGAAUGGAACUACUAAAGAUUGCAUCAAGGACCGGAUGAACUUCAAGUUCCCUGAGGAGAUCGAGAAACCCCAGCAGGUCCAGAAGGAGGCCCUCCUAUUGGUCACCCUUGACAUAUUCCAGAAGACCUCCGAUAUUUUCAGGAAAAAUCUCUCGAGCACAGGGUGGAAUGAGAUCAUUGUCAACAACCUCCUUGAGAAAAUCCAUUGGCAGAUAGAACAUCUGGAGGAAAUCCUGGAGAAAAUCAAGGAGGAGGAAAACUUCACCUGGGACGACAGGACCCUUCUGCCCCUGAAGAGAUAUUAUCUAAGGAUUGUGCGGUACCUGAAGGCCAAGGUGUACAGCAUUUGUGCCUGGAAAAUAGUGCGAGCAGAAAUGCUCAGGAGCUUUUUCUUCCUUGAUAAAUUUACGAAUUAUCUCCCAAACUGA
Messenger RNA from Ailuropoda melanoleuca (giant panda), 561 nucleotides. It is a transcript of the gene IFNB1, whose product is annotated as interferon beta 1. Gene Ontology annotation, molecular function: cytokine receptor binding. Gene Ontology annotation, biological process: defense response. The coding region runs from base 1 to 561 and encodes 186 amino acids. The record is from RefSeq and is a predicted model, not a curated record. NCBI's taxonomy places the organism in Eukaryota, Metazoa, Chordata, Mammalia, Carnivora, Ursidae. The transcript has a single exon. Gene Ontology annotation, cellular component: extracellular region.